AUGGAUUUGAAAGACUUAUAUGUUGUACUUGCUUGGGAUGAAAUGGCUAUUCAACCUGCACUUACAUAUGAUAUUAAAAAUGACAAAAUUAUUGGAUUUGAAGACUGGGGAAUGAGACGAACCAGAAAAUUUGCAGAUCAUGCAAUUUUAUUUCAUAUAAGGUGUUUAGCAUCUGGACAGAAAAUGUCUAUUGGUUAUGGCUUCUGUAAUGGUGCAACUUCGUCUAUUCAACUUUCAAGAUAUAUAAAAACAUGGCUGACACUUCUGCAAAGGUGUGGUUUUAAACCAAAAGCUACUGUUUGCGACCAAGGAGCAGCAAAUAUUGCAGCAAUUAACUUAUUAAUAUUGGAACCACGUGCACAGCAUUUCAGAUACAAUAUUUCCGAUCGCAUAGCUUCGGUCAAAAAUAAUAAAUUAUGCCUCAAUUGCAUCAGGUCAACGACACAUCAAGCUAAAGAUUGUACUUCGGGAGGAUGCAAGAAGUGCAACAAGAAACACAACACCCUGCUGCAUUUGGUGGCCGCUGAGACUACUCGAGAGGCAUCGGACAAGGAAAGGAGCACGGCUAUCAAACCUGCAAAUAAUAAGAUAACUCUCACUUCAUCUUUGUCAUCAGGCACGCCGAUUUGCGAUAGUCUUAAGAAGCACACUUGGUUAUCUACAGCUGUCGUCUGGCCUGGCGAGCACAAUUUUAACAUUCCGCCAAACCUACGUCUCGCCGAUUCAGAUUUUCAUGUCUCAGCAGAUGUGGACCUACUGUUGGGCGCUGAAGUUUUUUGGGACAUUUUGUGUGUCGGCCAAAUCAAAGCCACAAUAGAGCAUCCAGUCCUGCAAAAGACUCUUCUUGGUUGGAUUUUGGGUGGAACGACCGCUCAAUUACAAUUUCGCAACGAGAAGCGCACGUUAUGUCAUUUAAUCACAAAUCAAGAACUCUAUGAAAGCUUAACCAAGUUUUGGGAACGUGAAGAAUGCAAUGAGAGACCCAGACUCACGAGAGAGGAGAAUAGUUGCGAAGAGUACUUUGUCAAAACCACACACAGGACAGCUGACGGUCAGUUCGUCGUACGGCUUCCUUUCAGAAUGGAUAAGAUUGAACAACUGGGAGAUUCAAGGGCAACAGCGUUGAAAAGAUUUCAUGCAAUGGAACGAAAAUUACAGAGAGAUCCUACACUGAGGAAACAAUACGUACAAUUUCUAAGAGAGUAUCAACAACUAGGCCACAUGACGAGAGUUGAACACUCUAAGCUAAGCCAGCCCGGCUAUUAUUUGUCUCACCACCCAGUGCUCAAGGGCACAAGCUUGACAACGAAGCUACGCGUGGUAUUUGACGCCUCUUGCAAAACAUCCACCGGCAUCUCAAUGAACGAUGCUCUCAUGGUAGGGCCUGUAUUGCAGCCUGAUUUGUUGGACAUAGUUUUGAGAUUUCGUCUUUGGCAAUUUGUUAUAACGGCGGACGUGGAGAAAAUGUAUAGGCAAGUGCUAGUCCAUGAAUCCCAACAAUGUUAUCAACGAAUAUUUUGGAGAGAGAAUCCUCAAGAUGAUCUCGUCACUUAUGAGCUCAAUACGGUUACGUAUGGCACAGCGUCUGCGUCUUACUUAGCAAUUCGAGCCUUGCAAGAAGCCGCAUAUAUAAAGCAAAACGAACUUCCAAUAGGAUCAUUUACAAUUCUAUCAGACUUUUACGUAGACGAUCUCGUUACAGGCGCCGAUGAUAUCGCCAAGGCGCUCACGAUUCGCGAUGAAGUAACGGCUAUAUUAAGAAAUUGUAGUUUCAGAUUACGCAAAUGGGCUUCUAACGCACCGGCAUUGUUACACGAUCUUCAGGACGUCUUUUCAGAUUCAAUUAUAAAGCUGGACAACAACGAAAAGCUGUCGACUCUAGGAUUGCAGUGGCAUUCAGGCAGCGAUACCUUGCAAUAUGAGAUCAAACAAAUGACGCCAUCCAAAAUCAUUACAAAGAGAACGAUAUUGGCAAACAUAGCACGUAUUUUUGAUCCUCUUGGACUACUCGGACCUAUUAUCAUAACAGCCAAAAUUCUCAUGCAGCGCCUUUGGCAACUUAAGAUGGGUUGGGACGAAUCGGUGCCCAUCGAUAUUCAAACAAAAUGGCGUUCUUAUGAAUCUCAAUUGUGCAUUCUGAGCGGGCUCAAAAUUCCAAGAAGGGUCCUCAAAGAUGCCCGGUCGCGCUCGAUUGAAAUACACGGCUUCUGCGAUGCCAGUAUGGAGGCAUAUGGAGCAUGCGUUUACAUCAGGACUAGCUUUGAUGACCAUCACACAGCUAAUUUGUUAUGCGCCAAAUCUCGAGUUGCACCUGCUAAAACCAUGACUCUUCCUAGAUUAGAACUAUGCGCAGCACAAUUGCUUGCUCGGCUAACAAAACGCAUAAAGGAAGCGAUUCCUAUCACUAUCGACGGCACCUAUCAUUGGUCCGACUCCAUGAUUACCCUAGCAUGGAUACGUUCAGAUGCGCAGCGAUGGAGCAUAUUCGUAUCAAACCGUGUGGGUCAAAUUCAAGAUUUAACUGACACAGCCUCUUGGAAUCACGUAAAGACUCAGGAAAAUCCUGCGGACAUAAUAUCUCGAGGAAUUCCGCCAUCACAAUUGCUUCAAUCGCAGUUUUGGUGGAAUGGGCCACCAUGGCUCAAUUGGGAUCACAAACAUUGGAAUAUCGACGCCAUAGCAAUACCGACAACCGACCUCCCCGAAAUGCGAAGAUCUGCAAGUCCAAAAAAGGAACGUAACAUCGGAUCUUUGACUGCAGCAGAAUUGAAUCAUGCAAGAUUGCGCCUCGCGAAAGUAGUCCAGGAGUACUUCUUUUCAGUUGAGUUGAAGGCCUUGCAAGAUCAUAAGUCGAUACCCCGAAGUAGCAAGCUAUUCGGAUUAGCACCUUUCAUAGAUCAAGACAAUAUUAUUCGAGUGGGAGGUAGACUGUUGCACUCCUCGCUUCCGUAUCCAGCCAAGCAUCCGAUUGUGUUGCCAUCUAAGUACCCGUUCACAAAGAUGCUAAUCAUUUACGAACAUGAGAGACUGCUCCAUGCAGGUCCUCAGGCAACCUUAUCCUCACUGCGUCAACGAUUCUGGCCGAUUGCCGGUCGAAGCGCCGUUCAACAAAUCGUUCGCAAUUGUGUAAGGUGCUUCAGAACGGCUCCCAGGUCUGAGCAAAUAAUCAUGGCACCUCUUCCAGCCCCUAGAGUCUCACCUUCUCGUCCGUUUAUGCAUUGCGGCAUCGAUUAUGCGGGACCUUUCAUGAUUCGAGAUUCUAAGAAGCGCAACUCUAAGAGCUCAAAGGCAUACGUCGCUGUGUUUGUAUGUUUGGCUUGUAAGGCAAUACAUCUGGAACUAGUCUUUGAUCUGUCAACCGAGGCUUUCUUAAACGCCUUUAAAAGGUUCAUCGCCAGACGAGGUAGAUCAUCAGAUGUCUACACGGAUAAUGGGACAAAUUUUGUCGGCGCUGCUAGGGAAUUGAAGGAGUUACAUCGAGACUUCCUCAAGAGCGUACAACAAGACAGAAUCUCUGACUUCUCAUCUGAGCUUGAAAUCACAUGGCACUUUAAUCCGCCGCUGGCUCCGCAUUUUGGCGGCAUUUGGGAGGCCGCCGUCAAGGCCAUGAAACUUCACCUAAAGAAGGUGGCCGGAAUCGCAUCUUUGAACGUCGACGAAAUGGAAACAUUAUUAGCACAAGUAGAAUCAGUACUCAAUUCGCGUCCUCUUAUCCCUUUAUCCUCUGAUCCCAAUGACAAUUCAUGUCUCACUCCUGCGCAUUUUUUGAUUGGAGACAGCCUCACAGCUCCGUCGGAGCCAACUCUAUUGGAUAUAAAUGAAAAUCGCCUAUCAAGAUGGCAGAGAGUCAAGCAGCUGCAACAACAUUUCUGGAAAAGGUGGUCAAACGACUAUCUGAACGAGCUGCAACAACGCACUAAAUGGAAGUACGGAGCUACUUCACUAAGGCCAGGCCAAUUGGUAAUUUUGCGAGAAGACAACACACCACCUCUGUGCUGGCCAUUAGCACGCAUCAAGGAAGUUCAUCCCGGUUCCGACGGCGUGGUACGCACCGCCACCGUCAUCACCAGCAAGGGUUCCUAUAAGAGGCCUGCAACGCAGUCGCCAAGAGAAAAUCUAUUUUAUGUGGGACGAGAAUAUAUUGUGCCUUUAUAUGACUAUGUGCAUCUUCAAAAAGGUGUGCGUAAUAAUCUCUUAGAUAAAGAUUUACUUUUAGCUAAAACCGUAAAAUUGUCAGAACGUGAAAGUCAAUGUGCCUCUUAAGAUCAUAUUAAAGAAGUUUAUGAAAUAGACCGAAAGUGUUUUCAACAUCGACGAAAAAUGAAGAAAUUGACGGAUAAUCAUAUUUUUCCUCAUUUAAUUCCAAAAAUAAAAGUUAAAUUUGCAGUACAAGUCUUGAAUCAUACUGUAGCGGAUUUUAUAGAUAUAAUAUUUUCUUCAAAUAAAGAUGGUGUCAUACAAACAAGCAAUGCAACAAUGAAUUUGUCUAAAAAUGCUACAGUAACAAAAGAAGCUUUAUAUUUUUUUGAUGAUUUAUUUGACUCUUUUAAUGGAAAUAUUGGGCAAGGUCUCAGCAGUAUCAUUACACAAGAUAACAAACAUUUAACAUUUUGGCAAGAAGCAUUAUAUAAAUUAAGGAAUAUGGAAAUUGAGAAAAAAAGUUACAGAUCUUUAAGAAAAAAUAAGCCGAAGUGUUUGAUUAACUGGAGACAAACAAUACAAGGCGUAAAAUGUUUAUGGAAAAUGCUUCAAGAAUGCGAAUUUACCACGUUAAAUUUGAAAUAUCUCAAUCAAGAUGCUGUAGAAAAUUUCUUCAGCCAAAUAAGAAAUCACGGACAUCAGAACAGUAAUCCUACACCAUAUUUAUUCGGCACAUCAUUUAAAGCAUUAUUAAGGGGGAACACCACGGUGACG
Linepithema humile (Argentine ant) is the source of this 4914-nucleotide messenger RNA. NCBI's taxonomy places the organism in Eukaryota, Metazoa, Arthropoda, Insecta, Hymenoptera, Formicidae. The record is from RefSeq and is a predicted model, not a curated record.